Erinaceus europaeus (western European hedgehog) is the source of this 1938-nucleotide messenger RNA. Its product is annotated as cuticle collagen 2-like. Bases 58 to 1047 code for a protein of 329 amino acids. The transcript has 2 exons. The record is from RefSeq and is a predicted model, not a curated record. NCBI's taxonomy places the organism in Eukaryota, Metazoa, Chordata, Mammalia, Eulipotyphla, Erinaceidae.
GAGGCGGCGAUCCUUGGCGAUCAGGAGCAGGGGACGCUCGGGGAUGCGUGGGUUGCGAUGAGCACCCAGCUGUCUCCCAUUCAGAUUCCUCCAGAUAUUGACUGGCCGUCGGUGUUACUGGUGGGGCUGGGCGCCUGUGGGACACGUCCAGUGCUCCCAGUGGCCGCCCCCUGCCCUGUAACUGGACAGAAGAGAGAGAAACCGGGAGCGGAAGGGGAUCGGGAGGGAAGGAGACGGAGAGACACCGGCCGCCCCGCGUCACCGCGCCGGCCCGCCCACUUCCGGUCGCGGCUCCGGCCACGGUGGUUCCCCCCGCGGCAGAAGGAAAAGCGGGUCAGGCGGCAGCGGGUUUGCGGUCGUGUAGUGCCGCCCGCGCCGCCCUCGACCGGGUCCCCGCACGGCCGCCGUCUCCUCCCCGGUGAGUCCCGACCCGGGUCCCCGCACGGCGCCGUCUCCUCCCCGGUGAGUCCCGACCCGGGUCCCCGCACGGCCGCCGUCUCCUCCCCGGUGAGUCCCGACCUGGGCUCCGCACCCGGUGCCCGAGCCGCUGCUGCUGCUCCCCGGGCCGGAGGCCGUGCGACCGGGGGUCCCGCAGCCCCGACUCCGGGAGAGACCGGGGGUCCCGCGGCCCCGACUCCGGGAGAGACCGGGGGUCCCGCAGCCCCGACUCCGGGAGAGACCGGGGGUCCCGCGGCCCCGACUCCGGGAGAGACCGGGGGUCCCGCGGCCCCGACUCCGGGGAGAGACCGGGGGUCCCGCGGCCCCGAGUCCGGGAGAGACCGGGGGUCCCGCGGCCCCGACUCCGGGAGAGACCGGGGGUCCCGCGGCCCCGACUCCGGGAGAGACCGGGGGUCCCGCGGCCCCGACUCCGGGGAGAGACCGGGGGUCCCGCGGCCCCGACUCCGGGAGAGACCGGGGGUCCCGCGGCCCCGACUCUGCAGACACUGUGCAGCUCUCAGCUGGGCCUCACGGGGAGUGAUGAAGGUUCGCAGAGACCGUCAGACGAGCGCGCUGGAUAGAUUUCACCUGGGGGAGAAGCCCUGCUGACCAGAGGGGAAGGAGGGAAAACACCUCGGAGACGCGGGACGGACAGACGGGAGACAGUGGAGGAAGAGGAGCGGCGUCUCCACAAAGGACAUCACAGUGCCUGCUGUAUCCUGCAUCUCUGAAAUCUUUAGUAGCAGAGCAGAGGUGGUGAAGCUGCCCUGUUCGUUGGGGGGAGUGGCGGUGGGGGCCCUGUCAGCAGUCUUGCAGUGGCCUGGGCUUUCCAUGGGGCAACCUUGGUCUCAGCAGCCCGCAAACUCUUCCCCCGGCAGCCAGAAACCUCAGAUGAACCCUGUGGGUUCCUGGGACACUUGACUAUAGCUCUCUUGGUCCCUCAUAUGCUCCUGAAUCUUUAAAUCUUCCCCCUCAGAAAAGCUCUAAGAUGCGUCUCUCGGCUGCACUCAAAACCCCGGCGCCAGCUGCCGUGCCGGGUGGUCAGAGAGCCGGUGCCCAUCCCGCAGGGCCCGGGACACAGGUCGGGUUUUAUUCUGGGACCCGUUUCCAGCCUGUCCUUCCCGCUCUGGGGCUGAAAGUUAAAAUCAUUAGUGACUGGCAGUGUUCACGGCAGACUUUUUGUCCAAGAACUCAGGGAACAGCAGGGCUGGGCUCUCCCUCACUUUUAUGUACUCUCUGCUUCCUGCUGUGUCACUCAGCCCCCGUCCCCUCCUGCCGCUCUCAGCCGUCUGGAUGGCGGACGAGGCUGGAGUGAAGCUGCAGGGGACAGAGGACGCCCUGCAGACACUCGCAGUUCCUGCUGGAAAGACAAAGACAAAGAGAGGUUUAAUGGUUUGUAAGUUUCUCCUGUGGGUUAAGCAACAGGUUUCUAGGGAUCUCCUUUCCUCAGUCUUUAUUGAACAAGUGUUAAUGAAAAUAAAACACGUUGACAAAAGUAAA